Messenger RNA from Cydia amplana, 2513 nucleotides. RefSeq lists its product as uncharacterized. The record is from RefSeq and is a predicted model, not a curated record. Bases 212 to 2503 code for a protein of 763 amino acids. The transcript has 11 exons. Lineage: Eukaryota; Metazoa; Arthropoda; Insecta; Lepidoptera; Tortricidae.
UGACGUUUGUUUGAUUAAACUGACUAAACUAUUUUUGCAUUGCUAUUUUUGUACUCCGGCGUAGCGUAACGAAUUUAUUUAAGCGUACGACUCCGUAACGAAUAACAAACAACUAGAGCCGUUAACGUACAUAUAUCGCACAUGAUUUAGACUGGACCUGAAAUAACUUUAACGAGUUUCCGUGCAGUUACACUGUAAUUGCUCGAAGAAAAUGGAUUUAGAUCGAGAUACAUCUAACACCGACGAGUGUCUCGAGACUGCACUGCAAAUAUUUGACUUCUGCGGUGCCAAGAGUACCGGUACUCUACAUGUGGGUGCACUCAUGGAUAAAUUCGCUCCUUCCGUGAAGACUAACAAUGCUGAAUUUAGCUACCUGAAAACCCUACUAGACCCCAACCAAAGCAAUCCGGAGAUAAAUGUGCCUCAACUGGCCUGUGCCCUGAAUGCCUUCACUGACAGUCAGAAGACCAAGCUAGAUCUUGAUGAAAGUUUCAACUUGAAGAGCGGUAUGGGGCCCCAGGACUCUGAUUCUGGUAUUUCUAAUGAUGGCUACUUAAUCCUGGAAGAGCUGCAAGCGGAGCUGCGCGAGAAAUCCCACUUGGCUGCCAAGCUCCGCAGCCAACUGGACUUUACCGACCGACAGCACGAAGAAGCGCUGGCCGCGCUCAGCGCCGAGCGGGACUCGCUGCGCUCACACCUCAACAUGCUCCGUGAAGAAAACAUGUCAUUGACCCACGAGCGCCGCGAUUACGAGGAAGCGUGCGAGCGACUGUGCAGUAGCGAGCAGGCGCUGGGCGUGGCCAAGCGUGAGCGCGACACGGCGCAGCGGCGCGCCACCGCUGCUCUAGAGCAGGCCGCUACUUUAGAGGCCGAGAAACUAACUCUCCAAGAGCUCCUAAGCAAGUCCAAAGAAGAAUGUCACCGCAUCAACGAGAUGUACGCGUCACGACAGGCUUCCCUUCUAGAACAGAACGAGCUGCUGAAGAGGGAGGGGGCCGAAUUGGCGGCCAGACUCCAGGAUCAGGAGGAUCUGGUGCAGCAGAUGCUUAAAGAGAAGGUGAUCUUGGAAAUGGAGCUGAAGGAUGUCCUGAACCGCUCCAACCAGACGCAGCUGCGGCUCGACCGCUCCAUAGACGUCAGCUAUACCGAGGACCAGAUGCUGACGGCGCUGGACAGCCUCAACGUGGGCGGGUUCUCUUCAGAUAAUCAUGUGUUAGAAGAAGAUGCUUUCAUUAAAGCGCUUAAAGACCAGGAGCUUGGACGCGCCUCCAACCUAUCUCUCUUCGACGAGAUUCGACUCAGUUUUUGCAAUAUGACCCGACUUACACCUGACGCCUCUGGAAACAUGUCCAAAUCACAUCUAUUUGAAUACAAUGAUCGUGAUAACUUGGACACGUCGAAUACGGGCACUCAGACUGACGAAUUUAAGGAAAUAACUAAUAAUAACAAAUGUGACUGCACUAAAACAUGUCUCGAAUGUGAAAAGUUAAAAAAUGAUUUAGUAAAUGUCCAAAACGAUUUAAAAACUGCCAAUAACAACGUGUCUCAUAUGCAAACGGAACUUAUCGAGUGUGAGAAGGAUUUUAAAGAGUUACAAAAACGUUAUGUUAGAAUCGACAAAAUAACCUCUGAAACACAAACCGAUGACCCAAUAUGUAGUAACUGUAAGGAGAAAACUGUAGAAUGUAAUAUAUUAAAGGACACACGUGCCAAGUUAAGAAUAGACCUUAAGCAGACUCAAAAUAAGGUUUCAAAUGCUGAAAAAGAGUUGAUUAAGUCUCGGUUAAGCUUGAAGACGUUACAAGAUUAUAUAGACGGGUUAAAAGUGGAACGUUAUGAAAUUGGGACGCAGAUAGAUGACCCAAUGCAAAUUGUACCUUCUGUCGAUAACAAUAACGUUGAAGUUUGCAAUGACUGCCCAAAGCAAUGCUUAAACUGUGACAAAUUACGGGAUUACACAGCUAAAUUAGAAAGCGACGUAGCUCAAGCAAAUAACAAUUUAGCUAAUAUGCAACUAGAUUUGGACAAAUAUGAGAACACGUUGAAUGAUUUACAAAAAUAUUUAGACGAAGGCGUGAACAGGAAUGACUUUCUAGAGACAAUGUCGCAGAAUUUACAAGCUAAGCUUGACGUAUUGGAGUCUGCAUGUAUCGCUCAGAAGGAGAAUAUCGAGAGUAUGACGUGUGAGAUGUCUUGUAUAGAAAGCCAAACUGAUUAUGACGUGGCGUCGGUCGGCACUCAGGCGUCGGUGCCGUGCCUUCAGUGCGAGUCGCGCACCGCGGUCGCGCCGCAGCGCACUAUACGGAGACUCUUGUGGGAGUCCCUCAAGUGCCUGUUCCAAGCCUUCGCCUUGCUCUGCUUCAUUUUCGCCCUGUCAUCCCUGUACGGCGUGACGCGCCGGCGCGGCUGCGGCGAGCGCGAGCUGCCGUGGCGGUGGCUCGAUGCGCAGGAGUUGAUGGACCUGCUCUUGAGGAUAGAGUACGUCGCUGAUGUGCCAAUGUGAGCCGUAACGG